GCCAUUCUUUUAACUGAGGUCGCCCCUAAUCAACUUACCACCAGUAAUAAUCAGCGUGGUCUGUUCUUAUCCAACUUCUCAGCGCACCGACAAUAAGCGAAACUACCUGGAGUAUUAAUGGACAGAAAAUAUGCGAAGAAGGCUCCCGGGCAUAUCCAGAGACUUAGCGAUGGUACACAUGUCCAUUUGCUUGAGACUGAGCAGGUAGGAAGACUUGAUCGACUAUUUGUCGGCUUGCAACAGUAUAUACUCGGACUUCGAAUCUUCAAGUGGCGAUCAGUGCCGUCUGGAGUCGCGAACGAAUCUAGUGCAACCAAUUGCUUCAGGGAAAAGUAUGGGGCCUGUGAAGAUAUCAUCCACUAUGGAUCUUCUACCUCUGUGAGACUCCAUUGUCGGAAAAAGACGUAUACCCAGGCGAAACAACUCUACGCGGUCAAAGUUUUCCAUCACUACUCAGAAUGGACAAUUAGUGAUGCGCUCCGAUCAGCUCUGCGCACAGUAUCCUGCCUUGACCAUCCAAAUAUCGUUCAGGUGCUGGAACUUCUUGAUGACGACAGAGGAGAGUUCUGCAUAGUAAUGGAAUACUGUGGUGCAGGCGACCUUCACUCGAUGAUUGUCACAUCAGGAAAGCUCGUUGAUAUUGAAGCCAAUUGCUUUUUCAAACAACUUAUGCGGGCAAUCUCCUAUAUACAUGACAACGGUAUCACCCACCAAAACCUGAGUCCUAAAGACGUCCUUCUUACUGUCCACGGGGCGGUUAAAGUUACUCAUUUUACGUGGGCUCAAGAAAGUAUGCAGAGAGGAAGAGGCUACCCACUAGCAUCUCCUCACUCGCUUCCAUACAUGCCCCUAGAAGCGAUAUCUGCGCAGUCCUCUGAUCCGCGCGCUGCAGAUAUCUGGGCGGCAGCGCUGAUUUACAUGACCAUGAAAACUGGCCACUUGCUUUGGAACAGAGCCAAUGAGCAGGAUACAGAAUAUAAAAAGUAUCUCUCCACGCGCAUAGAUGAGAAUGGGUAUCCUCCAAUUCAAAGGUUAUCUAAAGUACAAAGCUCCUACGUGAUCUACGCGAUGCUGCACCCUGAACCAUCACGUCGACUCUCUGCAGACGAGGUCCUUCGUUCCGAAUGGGUCAGCAGGGUUAUCGUAUGUGAUGCGGGAAGCUCUGGAAAGUAGUAUAUUGGCCGCUCCUCGAAGUCGUAUUCGACGACCGACUUGCUGGCCCAUAACCCAGAAGCACAGUAACUAUCAAUUACAGAUGGUGAUACAGGGGGCAGGCUUUCGGAAAAUCAUGUUAGCUUUCGAAGUGCAGGCUUUGGAGACGGAAAGGAUGGAAGCCGUCGUCUUCUAUCGGCCUUGUUACGGCGACUACAAGCAUUAGGCGCUGCAGUUGGAAAGUAAUACUCUUAGUAUUAUCUUUGAACUUGUUGGCCAGCAUCCAUACUUUGAACGCAAUAUGGUGAAUACUGGGCCCGAGAGGUCCGGAAGUUUCGCG
Molecule: messenger RNA, 1492 nt
Organism: Aspergillus calidoustus
Lineage: Eukaryota; Fungi; Ascomycota; Eurotiomycetes; Eurotiales; Aspergillaceae
Source: the annotation of a GenBank genome assembly